Arabis nemorensis is the source of this 594-nucleotide messenger RNA. The record is from the annotation of a GenBank genome assembly. NCBI's taxonomy places the organism in Eukaryota, Viridiplantae, Streptophyta, Magnoliopsida, Brassicales, Brassicaceae.
AUGGAACUUCAAGUCCGUCUUAUUCAAUUCUUGUUCCUCUUGACAAUUCUACAACAUUCUUCAUCUGCUCGGAUUCUUAGAAUCGACAAGCCUGAUUGGCAUGAUGUUGCCGCAAGUGCUCGUUGGCUUGUCUCUCAGAACAUUUGGGGUGUUCUCAGCACAUUGUCCAUUGAGCAUCAAGGCGCACCUUUCGGGAAUGUUGUAUCAUUUAGUGACGGUCUACCCGGGGAAGGCAAAGGUAUACCUUACUUUUACUUGACCACUCUUGAUCCAACAACAAGAAACGCAUUAAAAGACUCGAGGGCUUCGUUUACAAUGAGCGAAUCUCCCAUUGGAACUUGUAAGAUGGAUCCAAUGGACCCUACUUGCUCUAAACUAACCCUCACCGGAAAGUUGUUACCACUGGAUGAAGGAUCUGAGGAAGAAAAAGUAGCCAAAAAAGCUCUAUUCACAAAGCAUCCAGAGAUGAUGGAUUGGCCUAAGGAACAUGAUUUCCGCGUCUUCAAACUCGAAAUCGUCAAUAUAUUUCUGAUUAAUUGGUAUGGUGGAGCUAAAUCUACUACUGUUGAUGAAUAUCUUCGUUACAAGUCGUAA